Molecule: messenger RNA, 507 nt
Organism: Sesamum indicum (sesame)
Lineage: Eukaryota; Viridiplantae; Streptophyta; Magnoliopsida; Lamiales; Pedaliaceae
Gene: PDF2.5
Product: Scorpion toxin-like knottin superfamily protein
Biological process (GO): defense response
Source: RefSeq, a predicted model, not a curated record
UGCCUGAUGAACUCUCUUCCACAACUUGCUUAGUUUUCUGAAAGAAGCAGUACUCUUGGCUAGCUAGCAUCUAUCAGUUGGAUAUGGAGAGGAAGGCAUUCGGGAUCUUCUUUCUGCUUUUCAUUGUCCUGGUUUCUCAGGUGACAAUCCCUCAAGCGGAAGCAAGGGUUUGCCAGUCGCAGAGCCACGGAUACAGGGGCCCGUGUUUGCGCAAUCACAACUGCGCAUUAGUUUGCAGGAACGAGGGAUUCUCGGGCGGGAGAUGCCGAGGGUUCCGCCGCCGCUGCUUCUGCACUAAACUCUGUUGAUCAUUGGAGUUAGGGUUUGCGAGUGGAAGGGAUAAUGAUGCUUAGAUUGUGUGAUUCGUCUGUUGUUGAAUUUCCGUCUGUCUUCAUUCACUCAUUGUUGAGAAUUGUCUGAAUUGUGUUCCAAGUGUAGUUUUCAGUUGUCAUGCUUCUUUUCUUAUAAUCUCCCUUUUUUAUGCAGUAAUGAUCUCUCUCUCUCUUA